AAAGUCCUAUAGAUGUAGUGGAAGAUUGACAGGAGUCGGCAUUUUGAAAUUAUGAUAGGUUAUUUUAAAUAUCAGAAUGCCUUUGAGAAUUUGUAUGGUGUCAGAUUUCUUUUUUCCAAAUAUGGGUGGAGUCGAAGAACACAUAUACAAUUUAUCUCAAUGUCUUCUCUUGAAGGGGCAUAAAGUAAUUAUAUUAACACAUAGUUAUGAAGAUCGAGUUGGAGUAAGAUAUAUGACCAGCGGUUUGAAAGUGUAUUAUUUACCAAUAAAAGUAUUUUAUAAUCAGUGUAUUCUUCCUUCUAUGGUGAGCAAUGUGGCAUUGAUAAGAUAUAUUUUGUUAAGAGAGAAAAUAGAUAUUAUUCACGGUCAUUCUGCCUUUUCCGCAUUAGCACAUGAGGCUCUAUUAAUAGGAAAUCUUUUAGGUAUGAAGACAGUAUUCACUGAUCACAGUCUGUUUGGUUUUGCGGAUGCAAGUGCAGUUAUCACAAACAAAUUCAUACAAAUAACAUUAUCAGACUGUAAUCAUUGCAUUUGUGUUUCUCACACUGGUAAGGAAAAUACAGUAUUACGUGCUAAAGUGGAAUCCCAAAGAGUGUCUGUUAUUCCUAAUGCUGUUGAUACAUAUUCUUUUACACCUGAUUCAAAUCAGCGGUCAAAAGAUAAGAUUACUGUUGUUGUUGUAUCAAGGUUGGUUUAUAGAAAAGGGGUAGAUUUAACCGCUCAAAUAAUUGGGGAUUUAUGUGACAAACACAAAGAAGUUUGUUUCCUAAUCGCUGGUGAUGGACCAAAGAGAUGGUUACUUGAAGAAAUCCGUGAAAGAAGAGGUCUUCAAGAUAGAGUUACACUAUUAGGUAGUUUGGAGCAUUCCCAAGUUCGCAAUGUUUUAGUCAAAGGAGAUAUAUUUCUUAAUACUUCACUAACGGAAGCAUAUUGUAUGGCUAUUGUUGAAGCUGCUUCCUGUGGUUUGAAAGUCGUAUCCACAAGAGUAGGUGGGAUUCCUGAAGUUUUGCCAGAUAGUUUAAUUUAUUUAACGGAUGCUACAGUUCCUUCUUUAAUGAAAGGUAUGGAAGAUGCCAUUAUCGAUUUAAAAUUAGGUAACGUAAUGUGUCCGUAUCAGUGCAAUAUUAUGGUUAGAAAAUAUUAUAAUUGGGAGAAUAUAUCGUCAAGAACAGAAAUAGUUUAUGAUAAGGUAAUUCAGGAAACAGAUAAAACCUUAGGAGAACAUUUAAGCAGUUACUUAACUAGUGGUGUUUGGCCAUUUGUCUUGGUUGUGUCUCUGGUCUACUUGAUGUUGAGGUUCUACGAAUACAAAGUACCUAGAUGUAAUAUCGACAUAGCUCCAGAUUAUAAUUAUGGAAUUAAGAAGAAACGUUUAUAGAGCAAAAUCAAAUUAUUUACUUUUUUUAUUCCCUUUUGAAAUAAUGUUUUGUAUAAAAUGGUAUUUUAUACAAAAAUACUGACUGAGCAUCAAAAAAACAUCCCAGAAUAUUAAAGAAAACAUUCACGAAGAUAAAAUUAAUGCAGUAUAGUUCUAUCAAAAGUCGCUUGAACAGUUUAAAUUAUAUCAACAGUUUUAUAAAAAUGUCGAUGUAACAUAAGGAGCGCCAUUUAAAGGAAGUCACUGAAACAAAUUAUGAAGAGGCAACAAAAAUUCUAAUUAUAUCGGUUUAGCAUAAAUAGCGCUAUCUAACUAAAAACCCGUGAACUAAUUAUUCAAACGCAACAAAAGUUGUAGUUACGUUGGUGUACAGUAAUCAGCGCAUUCUAUCGAAAGUGACUUGAACCAAUUAUUUGUAUUGAUAGAGCAGAUGUAGCAUUGACAGUAUGGUAUAAAUAGCGCCACCCAGUGGAAAUGAGACGCAAGUGAUAAUCAUCAUAUCAAUCUAAAUAUUUAUAAAUAAACAAAAUAAACUUAUUAUUCUUAACUCAAAGUGAAAUUUUUAUUCUUCUUGAACAAAAAAUAUUUAUUGAAAUGUUUGCUCAAAAAUUUUACAACGAAUGCUAUUAGGUAAAAUUAAUAUUAAAACAAUACAGGUUAUUUAACGGGUUGUUACCACUUUUGGGUCCCAUAGAAAAUAAUGUCACUAGAAGGAUCAAAAAUAAUAUUUGUGUCAUUAAAAUAAGAGACUGGAAAUGUGAUUAGCUGACAAUGUGAUCAAACCCCAAACAAAUAAGAAAUACUCGCUACGUAUUCAAUUUUUUAUGGCGCAACAAAAUAACUGACACAGCCCAAUAAAUUUUCAACGAAAUUAUAAAAGGUUAAUUUAGAUAUGAACAUUGUGUCAAAGCUUUGCUACUGCCAAUUUAAGAUCUAGAAGGGUGCCUCGACUCACUUAGCGUUUGGUUAAAAAGCACAUAAUUUAGUUUUUACCGCAGGGGGAAAAGAUUCUUUUUUGUGACGAUUCCAGAUUUGGAUUCAAGAUGUAUAAAGAUAUAGAGUGAACCUUAUCGUGCAGCAUGAAUAAUUCUAGUGAAAGAAAAGUUGUUUCUUUUCAGGAAGAGAGCGAAAUAUUGGGGGAAUGGGGAAAUAUGAUUUUAUAUAUAUACUACAGACAUUCACAAGACAUAACUUUGUCGGAAAUGUCGUCAGACCAAUUAUUGGUAAAUUCUAUGGAUUCUAUGAUCAACUACACCACACAAGAAUGGAAAUGUUUGGAAGACUCACUGAUCACUCAUCAGGUGCUGGUUAUAUGAAUUUUUGGUAUCUGUUGAGAACCCACAUUCAAUAUCAAUGGAUACAAAACUUUGUAUAAUAACCCUCUUAGGUUUAAAAUAAAUUAUUAGAAUAAAUUCAUUUGGUAAUGAAAAAUGCAACGAGUUCUUUAGACGAUAUUAAUAUUAACAUUCAACAAAGGAAACUAUCUUGUAAUCAUGAGUGAACAUUGUUACAGAUCAAUAAUACUCCCACCAGAGUAUAAAAAAUUUCCAGCACAUGUCUCGACCAUAUAUUGUUUAUACAAUUAAUUAUGAUAACAUACUACCCCUUAUAAUCGCCACAUCUAUUACUGACCAUCAUACUACAUUAUUACAACUCUUUCUUAACAAUAAGGAAUACAUUGACAACAAAAAAUUAUUAAAAAAUAUACAGUGCGCCAAAUUGAACGAUAUCCUUCUGGAAACAGAGUACUUAAUGUUCAUAUUUUUGUAAGUAGAUAAACGAAAAAAAUAUUUAAAAAAUUACCUACUUGUAUUAGUUUCUACUUUUAUUCCCAUUCCAGGAGCUUUAUGUCGAAAUUUCAUGGUUUCUCACGAUUUAAUCUUCUAACUACACAAUGUACCUCAAAGACAGGAAGUUUCAGGUGAAGGUUGCACACUAGAUAUCAGGUCUGGGAACAGCAGACUGAAGUACCGCAAGAAGCGGUACUUUCACUGAUGUUGUAUAACAUAUACACAGCGGAGAACAC
Messenger RNA from Diorhabda carinulata, 3404 nucleotides. RefSeq names its product phosphatidylinositol N-acetylglucosaminyltransferase subunit A (gene PIG-A). Lineage: Eukaryota; Metazoa; Arthropoda; Insecta; Coleoptera; Chrysomelidae. Gene Ontology annotation, molecular function: phosphatidylinositol N-acetylglucosaminyltransferase activity. Gene Ontology annotation, cellular component: glycosylphosphatidylinositol-N-acetylglucosaminyltransferase (GPI-GnT) complex. The record is from RefSeq and is a predicted model, not a curated record. Gene Ontology annotation, biological process: GPI anchor biosynthetic process. The transcript has 8 exons. The coding region runs from base 77 to 1378 and encodes 433 amino acids.